ACCAUAACAAAAAGAAAGACAAGUUGUUAUUGUGUUGAUGUAAUGUCAAAAAGUUUAUCCGGCUGAUUCAUUCUUCUAUCAGUCACAAUAUUUUUUUUACGUGUGCAACGAGAUCAAUAUAUUGCUAGACCUUUAAAGAAGGUCGUCACUUCGCUUUUGAGUUUGUAUUCAAAGAACAGAACAUCACGAUGCGUCUGUUAAGUUCAAUUUUCUUUUUACUGGCUACGAUUUACGCCGUUAGCUCAGCUUUUGUCAGAGUACCUUUAAUCAAAGACAAAUCAUCCAGGAGGACUUUGCAAGAGGUCGGAACACACGUUCAGCAAGUGCAGUUCAGAUAUGGGGGCCCGCAACCUGAACCGUUAUCUAACUAUAUGGAUGCCCAAUAUUACGGACCAAUUUCUAUUGGAAAUCCUCCGCAAAAGUUCAAGGUAGUUUUUGAUACCGGUUCUUCCAAUCUAUGGGUGCCAUCAAAGAAAUGCCAUUUCACCAACAUUGCCUGCUUGUUGCACAACAAAUACGAUUCUAUGGCUUCCAAGACAUACAAAGCUAACGGUACCGAUUUUGCCAUCCACUAUGGCUCAGGAAGUUUGAGCGGAUUUUUGUCUACCGAUAUUGUCAACCUUGGCGGUAUGGAUGUUAAAGAUCAAACAUUCGCUGAGGCCAUGAGCGAACCAGGUUUAGCUUUCGUCGCUGCCAAAUUCGAUGGUAUUCUCGGCAUGGGUUACAGCAACAUUGCCGUUGACGGUGUUCCUCCAGUUUUCGAUAAUAUGCUUGCUCAAGGCUUGAUUUCCGAUCCGAUCUUCUCAUUCUACCUCAACAGGGACCCGCAAGCCGCCGAUGGUGGUGAAAUUAUCUUUGGUGGUUCCGAUCCGGCACACUACAAGGGCGAGUUCACGUACUUGGAUGUCGAUAGGAAAGCCUACUGGCAAUUCAAAAUGGACAAAGUCAAGAUCGGCGACAAGACGUUCUGCGCCAAAGGAUGCGAAGCAAUUGCCGAUACCGGUACUAGUCUUAUCGCAGGUCCUUUAGAUGAAAUCACCGCUAUCAACAAAGCGAUCGGCGGUACACCCAUCGUCGGUGGAGAGUACAUGAUCGAUUGCACCCUGAUUCCAAAAUUACCAACCAUCGAUUUCGUAAUGGCCGGCAAAACUUUCACGCUGGAAGCUAAAGAUUACGUAUUGAGAGUCGCUCAAAUGGGCAAAACCAUCUGCCUUUCCGGAUUCAUGGGUAUCGAUAUUCCGCCACCGAAUGGACCAUUGUGGAUCUUGGGUGAUGUUUUCAUCGGGAAGUUUUACACUGAAUUUGAUAUGGGCAACAACAGGGUCGGCUUUGCAGAGGCUGUAUAAGUUUGCCAUAUAAUUUAUGUUUAUUUAGGCUAAGAAUCAAAGAAAUGAGCAAAUAGUGAUAGUGUGUUCAUUUUACUUUAGUUCAAUUUCAACGCUGUCUCGAAUAAAC
This is a messenger RNA of Nicrophorus vespilloides, 1455 nucleotides long. RefSeq names its product lysosomal aspartic protease. Gene Ontology annotation, molecular function: aspartic-type endopeptidase activity. Gene Ontology annotation, cellular component: lysosome. The record is from RefSeq and is a predicted model, not a curated record. Lineage: Eukaryota; Metazoa; Arthropoda; Insecta; Coleoptera; Silphidae. Gene Ontology annotation, biological process: cell death; proteolysis. Bases 189 to 1346 code for a protein of 385 amino acids. The transcript is spliced from 7 exons.